This is a messenger RNA of Osmerus eperlanus (European smelt), 2285 nucleotides long. RefSeq names its product trafficking protein particle complex subunit 14 (gene trappc14). The transcript is spliced from 12 exons. NCBI's taxonomy places the organism in Eukaryota, Metazoa, Chordata, Actinopteri, Osmeriformes, Osmeridae. The record is from RefSeq and is a predicted model, not a curated record. Gene Ontology annotation, molecular function: alpha-tubulin binding. Bases 175 to 1995 code for a protein of 606 amino acids. Gene Ontology annotation, cellular component: TRAPPII protein complex. Gene Ontology annotation, biological process: cilium assembly.
GAUGAGAGGCAGAAGGCUGCGUACUUGCACUGGAAUCUAGGAUGCUACUAUUUACCUAUAACGUCAGAGAUAUAAACUCUAUAAACACCGUGAAAGGAUGGUAUUGAUCAGAACGUCCCGUAGGACCGCGUUGCCUGUGUAUACGGUUUGAAGUAGGGUGUAGCUCGAGCGGCGAUGGUGCGCAUGAUGGAGUCGCAGUGCGAGUAUUACAUGUAUUUCCCCGCGGUUCCCAUCUCUGACUUGUCAGACCCCGCUCGCUACAGAACCUUACCCAGACGAAGCCACCUUUACUUGGGGGAGACAGUGCGGUUUCUCCUAGUGUUGCGAUGCAAGGAUGCGUCUUGUGGAGGGACACCGACAGAGCAGGGUACUGAAAACGUAGGCGGCAAUAAAGGGUCGUUAGCCUUCGGUUCUGAGACCGCAAGCAACCGGGCUUGGCGGGAGCUUGCCGGAUCCCUAUGUGCUGUGGCCAACGUCAGUCCCGGAGAAAGUCGACACCGGUCACACCACCUACACCAUGACUACCAGAGCAGCGGGGACGAGGGGACGGACGAGGCCGAGGAUGAGUACGUUGCCGCAGCCAUAGGCAGGGUGGAUGGAAGAUGUCGCGGUUUCAGAGACUGCAAACCGCUUCUCAUCCACAACAGUACGGGGAGUGGGGCGAGGGAGUUCCGCAGGGCUCCGUUCCAGUCUCCACUGGAUGAGCCAGUAGUGUUGACCGAUGAGGUCAUUUUUCCCCUGACCGUGUCUUUGGACAAGCUGCCAGUCAGCACCCUCAAAGUCAAGGUGAUGGUGACGGUUUGGAAGAGAGAAGCAGAGAAAGCAGAAAUUCAGGAGCAUGGCUACCUUAGCAUCCUUCAGCAGCGUAUUCCCACACACACCUUUCGUCAAGAUCUCAACACCUUCAAAGCACAGGUGAGCACCACUCUGACUGUGCUGCCUCCUCCUACUCUUCGCUGUAAACAAAUGACGAUCUCUGGGAAGCACCUGACGGUUCUGAAAGUAUUAAACGAGUGCUCUCAGGAGGAAGUCUGUGUAAAGGAAGUGAGAAUUCUGCCAAACUUCAACGCUUCCUACUUACCCAUGAUGCCGGACGGCUCUGUGCUUUUGGUUGACAAUGUGUGCCACCAGUCAGGUGAGGUUGCCAUGGCAUCCUUCUGCAGGAUGGAGAGCCUGGCCUGCAGCCUUCCCAGCAUGCUCAGCGCUCUGGAGGAACAUGACUUCCUGUUCCAGCUGCAGUUGAACGACAUGCCACCGGAUGACUCCAGCGAGGGCCUAGAGGUUCCACUGGUGGCUGUGCUUCAGUGGUCCACACCCAAGAUGCCCUUCACAAACUGUAUUUACACACACUACAGACUUCCCUGUAUUCGAUUGGACAGUCCACGCUUCGUGAUGACGGCGUGCUGCCCCAGCACCGUGAAGGUUCAGGAGCACUUCCUGGUCCGCUACACACUGCUGAACAACCUGCAGGACUUCCUGGCCGUCAGGCUGGUCUGGACACCCGAGGGUCAUGGUCAGAAUGAUGAUGCAGCUCUGGGACCUGUAGUCUGCCACUCCCCCCUCAGCAGUCUCGGUUACUGUCGUAAAGGCAGCACCAUCUCCUUCACUGUGGCCUUCCAGAUCCUGAAGGCUGGACUGUACGAGUUGAGUCAGCAUAUGAAGCUCAAGCUCCAGUUCACUGCAUCCGUGUCAAACCCUCCCCCGGAUGCCCGCCCCCUCUCCCGUAAGAACAGCCCUUCCAGCCCUGCUGUGAGGGACCUGCUGGACAGACACCAGGUCAGCCUGGGGAGGUCCCAGUCCUUCUCCCAUCAGCAGCCCUCGCGUUCACAUAUCAUGAGGACGGGUAGUGCCAUGGAGAGGCGAGCCAUCACCCCCCCUGUGGGUUCCCCUGUAGGCCGGCCCCUUUACCUGCCCCCCCAGGAGAAAUCUACUCUAUCAUUGGACAAGAUCGCCAAGAGGGAGUGCAAAGUUCUGGUUCUAGAUUCCAUCAAUUAGAGGGGGGUGAAAAGUGGCAGGGGGGAAAGAGAGGGGAGGGGUGAGAGGGGAAGACGGAACAGGGCAGAGGGGGAGAGAUGUAAGGAGAAGUGUACAAGCUACAGUGAGUGUGAGAUCAACGUCUAGGGUAACAUAUUUUUGAAACAAAUGUCUGCACAAGAUACAAGAUACACACUGUGAAGACUGCAGUCUUGUUUCCCAUCAUGUGACAUAUGUGACCUCUACUUGAGGUAAUUAACCUGGUAUGAUGUCAGAAGGACACAGAGGGCUCUCUCUCUCCCUCACUCUCC